UAUGUAUAUUUUCAUUUGUCGUUAUCAAAGUAACUUUCGGGGCUAAUGUGACGGUAGAUUCUGGAAGAGGGGCUGCUUGUGAGCUUUCAGCCGCCACCGCAAGCGUGCGCUGGUCGUAAACGACGGUGAGUAGUCAAGCCGGCCGGCAACGAACGGUCGGACAGUUGUCGGAACAUUAAUCGGCGACAGCCAAACGGCACCACUCGCGAGUUGGUAAACGUGUUGUGUGUAAAUGCGUGUGCGCAUGAUGACGACAUAGCACCCGCGUGUGAACAGUGUUCAUUUUGAGUUUAAAUAAGUGAUCAAAGUGAAUUCCGUUUAAAUUAAUUUCAAGUCGUGCCGGAUUCAAUUGGAAAAUUUAAUUAAUGUGUUCUAACCAACUGAAGCUGUUUGUUUAAAAAUUUAAGUGUAAUAUUGUAAAUGCCAAAUUGAUGGAUUAUCAAAUAAUGCAGUUUAAUGUAAUCUGUAAAGGUGGAGGUAAAAUACCAUGUGAUAUAGACCAUCUGCCACAAUCAAGGAGAUUGUAGCUUAAUGAUAGUACCGUUGGAGUGCACAUGGGUUGCGCGUCCAAAGGCCAAGACGUGUUUAACCAUUGCUAUUACGUAGCCGAAGAGAACAAUAUUGUAUCAUCGGACUACUUGCUUCAAGAUUGUCGUCCAGAUACAAAUGAACGAAAUAAAAGGCUCCCAGAAAGGAAUAGUGGCUUGCUGGUUGCUAGAUUGUUGAGUAUAUCAUCAGAUAUGUGGGACAAUUGUUGUUGCCGCCGAAGAGAUUCUCUAGUCGAAACAUCCAGAGAUUUAGGUGAUGUAUAUUCACCGAUAAACAGGAGUGAAUCUCCACUAGCACAAAGUCCAGAAAAUUGUAAUAGAUUUGUCUUUGGCUGCUUUUUGAAUAUACAAGAUGCACGACUAAAUUUUACUUUUAAGAAGAUAUUGAUAGUGGCGUCGAAAGAUGAUACGGUAUGGCAAACAUUGGAUACAACUGCUAUUCAUUUGGGCUGGAUAAUAGAUCGAGUAACCAGUUCUGACGAAGCUUUACAAAUUUUUCACAAAGGCAACGAAGUGCCAAUUGUAGUAUUUGUUGAUUGUAGGUGCCAAAAUGACAAAUUAAUUGAUGGGUAUCAUAUGGCUAAAUCACUGCGUUCAAAUAAACGAAAUUCUUAUGUGGUACUUGUCGCGUUGGUCAGAAAAAGCUUUGUAGAAAAAAACGAAAGUGAUGUUACAUUAUUAUUAACCAGUGGAUUUAAUAAAAUUAUGAUUGAAUCAUGUAACAAAAAUACCUGGAUUAAAGAGUUGAAUCAGUUGGAAAGGGAUGAUGUCGCAGUCCGAUCAGUGUUGGCACAGCAAGAUGCAAUUUUGGCAGCUAUGGAUAAGACCAAAGACAUAGUAAUCAUAACUGACCUCAAGCAUAAUAUACAAUAUAUGAACAAAUCGGGCUCAUCUAUUAUGGGUUAUAACACUGAGGAUGUAUUGAACAAACCAUUAGCUCUUUUUCAUCAACUUGGUGAUAUUGACCAAAUUACUAAAAAAUUAGAAAAGAACAUUGAAUGGGAUGGAAAAGUUUCAUGGAAGUGUAAGAACGGUGAACACGUGUACCUUCAAUGUCGAGCAUUUCCUUUCAAAGCAUUAGGAAAAGAAACAACAAACUAUAUAUACGUUCAAGAAACUACUAGUGACAAUCAUGGUUACCCUAGAGGAAGUGUGCCUUCUAUACGCAAAGGAUCAUAUGAUCUUAAAUCUAUUAAUAGUGAUGGAGCUCAAUCUGCACGAAGACAAAGUUUAGCAAAACUUCAUAAUUUACCAUUGGAAGCGCCAAUUACAAAAGUCAUAUCAUUAAUUUGUACAGCUCAAGAAAAUUCAAAUGAUCAAGUAGUACAAAUUCUCGAUAAAGUUGUAGAUAUUUUGCGUGUUACUGAACUUUAUUCGUCACACUUGAAAACUGAAAAUAUCAAAUAUGACGAUCCGGUUACUUCAGAUUUAAUUGGAGCCCUUAUUACGCAAAGUCAUAUGCAUGUUACAUCGACUAGGAGAAGUUCAAACGAUUCUGCUACUGUCAAAAGUCAACAAUAUGGGUUGAGUUUAGCUAAAACUAACUUCAUGUUGAGUGUAACUCCGCAGAUCAAGGAGCUCCUAGAUAUGUCAUUGUACUGGGAUUUCAAUAUAUUUAAACUUGAAGAACUUACAAUGAAAAGACCAUUGGUUCAUUUAGGAAUGAAUUUAUUGACACACUUUGAAGUUCACAAAACUUUAGGGUGUGAUGAACGUGUUCUUCACGGAUGGUUAACAGUUGUAGAAGGUCAUUAUCACUCUAAAAAUAGUUACCAUAAUUCGACUCACGCUGCAGACGUACUACAAGCAACAGCUAUGUUUUUGGAGAAAGAUAGAAUUAAACGGCUUUUGGAUCAACUAGACGAAGCGUGUUGUUUAAUUGCAGCUAUAACUCAUGAUAUAGAUCAUCCUGGAAAAUCAAGCGCUUUUCUGUGUAACUCUCAAAAUGACCUUGCACUCCUAUAUAACGAUAUAAGUGUUUUAGAGUCUCAUCAUGCAGCUUUAACAUUUAAACUUACAAUCAAAGAUGAUCGGGUGAACAUAUUUAAAGGUUUAGAAAAAGACACCUACAAAGUUGUAAGACAAAACAUUAUUGACAUGAUAUUAGCUACUGAAAUGACAAAGCACUUUGAACACUUGGCUAAAUUUGUUAGUGUUUGCAACAAACCGACACAACAAGAUGAUGUGCCAGCUGAUGGAUUAACACCCAGUGAAGUCGGUCCAGAAAUAAUUCAACCAACUAGUGCGGAAGAAGUGAAUCUUGUAAAAAGAAUGUUAAUCAAAUGUGCAGAUGUCUCUAAUCCAACCAGACCGCUUAAACUAUGUGUAGAAUGGGCAAAACGUAUUGCUGAAGAAUAUUUCAAUCAGACCGACGAAGAAAAAAUUAAUCACUUGCCAGUCGUGAUGCCAAUGUUUGAUAGAGCAACUUGCUCCAUUCCAAAAUCGCAAAUAGGAUUUAUGGAUUAUAUUAUCAACGAUAUGUUUGAAACAUGGGACGCUUUUAUUGACAUGCCAGAAAUGUUGUAUUACAUGAGGACUAAUUAUCAGUACUGGAAAGAUUUAGAAGAAAAGGGAACAAUAAGUACAAGUGACAAUUGUAAAACGUCACUAACGUAUUCAACACUACCAAAAAUUCCAGAGUCUAACGGCAACAAUUAAAAUUUAUUAUAUUAUUCCUAAAAAUGUAAGCAUAUAUUAUUAAAUAUGUACAUUGUGAACUAAAAUUAUAUAACUUAAUGAUAAAUGAUCUACACAUUUUGUCAAAGUUACUAUUUUAUACUAUGAAAUGUAAGAAUUAACAUGUCAUGUCCAUAUUUGUAAAUGAAAACUGCAUUUUGUGUAUAUACUAUUGUAUUGUUUAUUCAUGACCAUAUUAGGAUAACUGUCCAUGACCGACAAAAUAGUUAUAAGUAUAUGACAAAUCUUUGUGUGAAAUUUUAUGAAUUUAGACAUAUUGUUGUUCUUUGGUAAACGACACUAUCUUUAAUGUUAUUAUGUUUAAUAAUAUAUUAUAAUUGAGUGUUGGAUCUCGUUUGUGAUUUUUUCGAGUGCUUUUUAAUAACUAUCAGUUGUAUUAUAAUCUUCAUCGAAUUAUGAACUUUUAAAUAGUCUUGUUAUCAUAGUUAAACAUUAAUUUAUUAUUUAUGUUUUAAUUCUUUGUUAAAGUCAUCAUAAAGUUAUUAAAUGAUUUAUCGUAUAUAUAUAUAUAGUAAAUAGUAAAUGAUUUAUUGUACUUGUUACCAUUAGGUAUAGUAAAUUUAACUAUUUAUUAUGCAAGUUUAGGCAAAGUAAGUGAAUCCCAAAUUUUAAAGGGAUAUGGGACAAACCUCUGUUUUGAUUAAAAUAGUUUGUAUUUGAAUAAGUUAAUAAGAAUAUAAAUAUUAUGCUCUUUUAUAAAACGUACUGCAAUGAUUAAGGUACUUAAAGAUAAUUUGUAGUGUUUAAAUUUCUGCUGAUAAAUAAUGUCUAUAUUUCUUACAAAAUUAUAUUUCUUGUUAGGCAACUUGUAUAUUUAUAUGUAUUUUUUUUGCCAUUGCGCCUUAAAUAUCAUUGUACUGAUUUACAAAUUCGAGAACUAUACAAAUUAACAUAUACCAUAUUAUUUUAUUUUAAUAGUUACCUUCUAUAAA
This is a messenger RNA of Daktulosphaira vitifoliae (grape phylloxera), 4177 nucleotides long. Its product is annotated as high affinity cAMP-specific and IBMX-insensitive 3',5'-cyclic phosphodiesterase 8-like. The coding region runs from base 555 to 3206 and encodes 883 amino acids. The record is from RefSeq and is a predicted model, not a curated record. Gene Ontology annotation, biological process: signal transduction; positive regulation of ERK1 and ERK2 cascade. The transcript has 20 exons. NCBI's taxonomy places the organism in Eukaryota, Metazoa, Arthropoda, Insecta, Hemiptera, Phylloxeridae. Gene Ontology annotation, molecular function: 3',5'-cyclic-nucleotide phosphodiesterase activity.